AUGGCCCGGCCGGUCCGCCAGGAAGAGCUCGUGUCCCUGCUGGAGUACCUAUCCACACAUCUCCCAGGUUCUAUCAGGGUGCUGAACAUUGCCCAGAACCUGGUAGAAGGCCGGUGUGACAGUCAGCAGUUCUGGGUGGAUCAGUGGCCGCACCCUCGGGCCAUCCUUGUUACUAUCGUACCCGGAAAGUUCGCUCGAAAUCGGGUGGAGGUCUGGGCUCUAGACUCCGACUGCCUCAAAUGGCUACUCGAGCAUGUCAUCGACUGGACACAAGAUGUGUUUGUCAUAGGAAUACAGUUAAAGUUCAAACGAACCCUGUUAUCCUGCGUUCCUCAGCCUGACAAGAUAACCUUCAGCGCGGAUGAUCAGACCGUCUUCUUGUGGCCGGCCGGCCGACAACCACCAGAUAAUGUAGAGCUUCCAGAGGGACUGCGUCUGGGAAGGCUCCGCCCUGAACAUGCCGCGACGGUCACAGCCAACUGGCGUCACGCCACCAACCCCGCCAAAACCCGAAACUUCAUCAUCUGUUUGAUUCAGAACUUCCACAGCAGCUGUCUUUUGGAUGAACACGGAACAAUGGUCGGAUACUGCGCCCAGUACCACUACGGAGCCAUCGGCUUCCUCCACGUGGAGCCUGCAUAUCGGCGCCGUGGUCUGGCCACAAUCAUGUUGAAGGACAUGAUCCGACAGAUCGCGGACACGGGUAGACAGCCUUAUCUAUUGGUCGAAUCGUACAAUACUGCCUCCAUGGAUCUAGUAUCCAAGCUUGGAUUUCAAAUGUUUGAAAAGCCACUUUGUUUUGCUGUUUGGAAAGCAAGUUAA
Molecule: messenger RNA, 822 nt
Organism: Liolophura sinensis
Lineage: Eukaryota; Metazoa; Mollusca; Polyplacophora; Chitonida; Chitonidae
Exons: 5
Coding region: 1-822 (273 amino acids)
Cellular component (GO): mitochondrion
Molecular function (GO): glycine N-acyltransferase activity
Source: RefSeq, a predicted model, not a curated record